This is a messenger RNA of Homalodisca vitripennis (glassy-winged sharpshooter), 1100 nucleotides long. Its product is annotated as aquaporin AQPcic-like. Lineage: Eukaryota; Metazoa; Arthropoda; Insecta; Hemiptera; Cicadellidae. The record is from RefSeq and is a predicted model, not a curated record. Gene Ontology annotation, biological process: transmembrane transport. Gene Ontology annotation, cellular component: plasma membrane. The transcript has 6 exons. Gene Ontology annotation, molecular function: water channel activity. The coding region runs from base 132 to 875 and encodes 247 amino acids.
UAAACUCAGAGACACCGCAAAGUGAUCGGUUAGUUAAUGGAAGCUGUUUCUGCACUCGACUGAUUUUUCGUUAGUGUUUAACAAGAUCUGUUUAUCUGUGAAACAUUUUGACUGUAGGAUAAUUUUAUGACAUGAAGAAAGAAAGAAAACGAACAAUAGUAGCUUUCUGGGGGACUCACGAGUUGAAGGACACCUUCGAGGUGUGUCGGUGCCUGGCAGCCGAGGCUGUAGGCUCAGCUAUCCUGGUAUGGCUGGCGACCACCAACUGUGCACAGUUCCCGGACAACACGGGCGUACUCAAGAUCUCACUCACUGUCGGCCUCACCAUAGCUACAGUUAUCAUGAUCUUUGCGCCGGUCAGUGGAAGUAAUAUAAGCCCUGCUGUCACUCUUGGACUUCUCGUCGUAGGUCGUAUAUCUGCUUUCAAAGCCCUUUUAUACGUCCCCGCUCAGAUCCUGGGUGUUGUAAUAGGAACAAUAAUAUACGAGGCAUCAACGCCUGAAAGUGUCCAAGGUGAAAAUCUCUGUUCCAAUGGCAUCAACGUUUCUGCUGGAGUCACUGUAGAAGAGGCUUUAGUAGUGGAAGCGGUGCUAACGUUUAUUUUGGUGUAUCUGAUUUUAACCAUAAGCGACAAAAACAUAUACCCCCAUAUUCCUAGCAUAGGGAUUACCCUUUGCGGGUUGUUUGUUACAUCUUCUUUUCUUAUGGGGCUUAGAUACAGUGGAGUGUCUCUAAACCCUGCCCGAUCUAUAGGAUUGGCGAUUCUCAAACACAUAGUGUGGGAUUCCAUUUGGGUGUACUGGGUAGGUCCAUUGCUAGGAGCAGCACUUGCAGGACUCAUUUACAGGAACUUUUUUGAUGCCGCCUUCCAGUAAGCAACGCCUUGAUAACAUUUCUGCAACUGCAUACUUCAAGGAUUUUAUUUGCUUGCACAUCGAACCUUUUAAACACUUCUUUAUAAGUAUUUAAUGAAAAAUGUUGUUUUUUAUAUUUAAUUACUAUAGUUUUAUAUUCUACAGUAAUUUGACAGUCAUAGUCAUAGAGUCAGACAUAAUUUGUAAAUGUGGUAAUGAAUAAAAAUGUACGAUCUACCACCAGGA